AUGGCUUUACUGUAUACACUGUGGAAGAGUAUCUCUUCUACUUUUUGGUCUGAAUGGUUUUGGUUACCAACAAAUUGUACUUGGAAACAAUUAGAAAAUACUGAUAGUGGAAUAUAUUUACCUCAAGCAGGAGAUAUUAUUAUUGUUUUACCCUUAGCUGUGUUAUUGUUGGUUGUUCGAAAACUUUUUGAAAGAUAUUUUGCAUCUCCACUAGGUCAAUAUUUGGGACUUAGUUUAACAGGAGAGAACGUAGAGAAACCUACACCAAAUAUUAUUUUAGAAAAAUUCUUCCAUGAUAAUAAAAAACCUACAGAUGCAGAUUUUGUGGCUUUGCAAAAACAGACUGAUUCUACAAGACGUCAAAUAGAACGAUGGUUUCGUAACCGCAGAAAUCAAGACAGAACAAAAACUCUUCAUAAAUUUACGGAAAGCAGUUGGCGUUUUAUUUUUUAUUUACUUAUUUUUUGGUAUGGAGUGGUUGUUCUUCAUAAUAAACCCUGGGUUUGGGAUAGAAAGUUAACUUUUCAAGGAUGGCCAUAUCAUCAUGUGACCAAUGAUAUAUUCUGGUAUUAUGCCAUAGAAGCUGGUUUUUAUGUUUCUUUACUGAUAUCAGUAUUUUCAGAUGUCAGACGGAAGGAUUUUUGGGAAAUGGUUGUUCAUCACCUCUGUACACUUGGUUUAAUGUUUACGUCAUAUAGUGGCAGUCUGUUGCGAGUAGGCGCCCUUGUUCUUGUAGUUCAUGAUGCAGUGGAUUAUUGGUUAGAGGCAGCAAAGUUGUUUAAAUAUAUUGCAACUGUAAAUAAGAAAUGGCAGCCACUUUGUGAUAUUUUGUUUGUUAUUUUUUUUAUAAUAUGGAUAGCUACACGAUUAAUAAUAUUUCCAGUUUGGAUAAUUUAUAAUACACUGUUUCUAGCUCCAAACUAUUUUGGUUUUCCACCUCUAUAUUUCCUGAUCAAUUUUAUGCUGGUUGCAUUACAAAUUCUUCAUAUAUUUUGGUCAAUUAUAAUUGGAAAGAUAGCAUGGAAUGCCAUUAAUAAGGGGGGCAUUGAGAAAGAUGAAAGAAGUGACAGUGAUAUAGAAGUUUCUGGUGAAGAAGAAAACUCAAAUAAACCAGAAUUCAUUAUAAACGGUUCCCACAAUCUACGGAGUAGAGUUACCCAACAGGAGAGUGUUAAUAGCCAUAAAUAGUUCAUACAUGUAAAUAUGUGUCUGCUUGGAAAAUACGCUUUGUCUUAUUUUUUUGUUUCCUGUAUGUAUGUAUAUAUAUAUAUAUAUACACCACAGUGUAUUGUUAUCUAACUAUUCAUUGUUUUUAUACCCCUACAUUUAAUGUGAAUGUAUAUCGUUGUGUCCUCUAUCCGUCAUUCGCUUUCCAUCCACAACGUAAUGAAUAUUUUUCAAAUUUGCAGGCAUUGUCCAAGAUCCCUAUCUAAAUUCAAUGCUUCAUGAUGGCAAUUUUUGACAUUUUGUGAAAAAAGAUAAUGGUGACAGUUUUUGAUGGAAUUUUUCAAAAUUUGGUGGAGUUGUUUAUUAGGGACAGAGUUCUUAGUGGAUUUUUGUUAAUACUGUUCUGCAUAAUUUUUUGAAAAUAAUUUUCAAGUUAUGACAGACCCUGCUGCUGAUGGGUAUAAUAUUGAACCUGUGCUGUUCUAGCAUUAAUGUUAUUUUUUUAUAUAUAAACUACGCACUAUUAGGAAUCACAUUUAUUAUCUAUGACAAUUUUUGAAAUGUUCAUAUAAUGGCCAUAUAAGGCAUGUAUAUAAUUGUUAUUAUUUUUUUUAACCAAUACCCCUUGUUUUUAUUUACAAUUCAGUUUUACUGCAAGUUAAAGAGAUUUAAUCUGGGUACUAAUAUUGAAUUUGUUUGGAUUGAUUUGAUGUGUUAUUUUAAUAAGUGAUGGAAAAACUCUAUGCAAUUAGAUUUUAUUUACGUUCGUUUCAUUUUUGACAUUAUGUUAACAGUGCAAACCAGGGUUCUUAAUCCUUUUGAAAUGAACCGGUCACGUGUAAUGGAUAGUCGUCUUUUCAACGACAGCCAUGUUUGUUUGUCGUACUCUAUUCACAACAAUAAUUUCAUAACUGCAUAAAAUAUUCAGAAUAAUAAUUCCGAAAACUCUGAAUAAACAAUGCCUUGGCAAUUGCAUACUUGUAUUCAUACCUCGACAUAUAUCGAAAUUUAUAUUCAAAAUUUCAGAAACUUGCAUAAUGCAUAUCCUACUUUUGCUUCCAUCCUAACAAAUAGAUGUUAUAAUUUUGUAAAAAGAAAAACUACAAGUAAAUAUAUAUUAGUUUCUUUGAUUAUUUUAUUUGUAAGUACAUGUCAAUAUAUAUAAACAAAUUAGUUUCCAUGUAUAGUCUGAAAUAAGUUGUAUGUACGAAAGAUCUAUACUAAUGUCCAAAAGAAAGUAUACACUGUCCAUUUUGUGCUGCAUCAACCAAAGUCGUUUUUCCAUGGUAUACGGUAUUUGGGUAGAAUGUCAAUUUGUUUCACAUUUUUAUUUUGCUUAGAAAUGUUGAGUUUGGACACAAGAGACCAACCCAGUAAUGCUUUAUCAAAUGUUUUUAAUCUAAACAAAACUUAGUCAUACUUUUAGUGUGUAUACUUUCUUUUGACCUCAGUAUAGUUAAUUUAUUUUUAGAUUAUUUUAUUUUCAGUUUUACCGGUAUACAAUUGUUGGGGUUUUAGAUUAGUUUACUUUUGGUUUUACCAGCAUACAAUUGUGAAUGGAAAGAUGACAAGGGGGGAGCCAUCCAGACUUAUUCACAUUAGCCAAUCUAGAUUCUCUACAUUUAAAUGACAUCUAAGUUCUGUCUGGAAAAUCACCUUUGCAUUCAACACUGCUAACUGGUAGCAUCCUCUUUAUUUCCAUAAGCUUCAUCAUAUUUUGAAAUUGAUUUUUUAAACAACUGGUAUGGCAGCUGACCAGUAAAUCAUCUGGCGUAUAAUGGGGCAUUCCGAUAAAACUGUGUUUGUUUUCAGUUUUAGAAAAAUGUCUAGAAUCACUUGUAACACAAUAUUCUUUGGUUUAAAAAAGGCAAACACGGAAAGAAUUUUGUUGUCAAGAUCAGAUACACUGUCCACAACCCUAGUCGGGGAUCACGUGGCUAAGUGGGUAAGACGCUGGCUCGCUAGCCUGGAGGUCGGGUGUUCAAUCCCUGCAUUGGCCGAGAAAGUUCAUCCAGAUUUUCCAGCGUGGUUUCCCCUUGUCAGUGAUGCAGGGCGGAGGGCCUGACAAGGACAGCUGUUUAGUCGUUCGGAUGGGACGAAAAACCGAGGUCCCGUGUACACAUUGGCGUGCACGUAAAAGAUCCCUUGCCAGUUGGAAUUCAAUAUAAGGGUACGCCGUAGCGCCGCUGCCCGGGCAAAAUUUCCCUCAGCACACUGUAUGGCGUAUGCCCGUCUUCAUUAGCCCAGGUUAGGAGCAGAACAGUAGGACGUUAAACCCCAUUUCAUUUCCACAACCCUAGUCACUGUUUUUGUUGUUGCUGUUAAAAACCUGUCUACUGUCUGUCUCAUACCCCCUUUCCCCAAGUGUAAUACCUGUAACAUUCUGCUUAUUGCCCAUUCAGAUGGGGUGACAAACCGAGGUUCUGUGCACACAUUGGCAUGCACAUAAAGAAUUCUUGACAGUUGGAAUUAGAAAUAAGGCCGUAGUGCAGCUGUCCAGGCAAAGUUUCCCUCUUGGCACACUGUAUGGCAUAUGCCCAUCUUCAUUAGCCCAGUAGGAGCAGAACAGUAGGCAUUAAAACCCCAUUUCAUUUCAUUUCUGCUCAGUGCGGGAUACACCUAACAAAUCUUGCAAAAAUGCUGUAUAGAAAAGGAAUUUAUUAGUUUUUAAGCACAAAUAUAAGGCAUCAGCCAUUAUAUCUGUUUCCGAGUUAUCUCCAGCAUUUUCAACAAUGCUGGCAAUUUUUUUUACAAGUGGUUCUACUGUGUUUAUCAUAGAUAGCCAUCAGACUUUACAAACUUCUGAUGGCUUUACAAUAGGUUCAUCAAAACGUUUUGCCAAAUUUUUAAUUUUGACAGCUACUUUGGUGACCGACAAAAAAAUAAUGUCACAGUGGUCAGGGUACUUUCAUUAACAGCUCUGUCAGUAUCAGCCUUCGAUACAUCCACAAUAGCAAGGGCAACACAAUGAACUUCUAUAAGUAGUGGAUGGUUUUCCUGUAGUAAGGCUGCUACACCACCCCGUUUUCCCCAACCUUAGGGCGCCCCAUCUGACCCCAGGCCAAAAAUCUUCUUGUUUUGUUGGCUUAUAAAAAUGCGAUAAUGACAUUAGUGAUAGCAACUGCAUUGCAUUCUUUCACUUCAGCAAGUUUCCACCCUUCAAAUAAUAGAAAUAAAAAAUUAAGUGUUUCUCAGAGGAAAGAUCCAUGCUGUCAUCAAACAUGAAAUUUACGAGUCAGACUGGCUCGGAUAUUUGAGAGUAUCACUUUCUCAAGUUUACUAGAAAUUAAAGAAAUAAAUUCACCACAAGAAUUAAAAUCAUGAUAUAAUUUUUUUGUCAUUUCAUGUUCCUGUCAAAUCGUUCAAUUGUUCAUACUUUUUGAUGGUAAUGUUUCUUUUGGCCAUGAAAUACACAUUUCGACUUAACAAAGUCAUUGAACUAUCCGCCUGGUCCAAAACAAUUUCAGUAGAUUUAGUAAUUAAACUAUUUGUUGCCGAUAAAUGGGAUUGUCAUUCUACCAAAUUACAUCAACAUAACAUUUUUGACUCAAAUCAAAGAGUGCUUUAUAGUUGUUGUGAUAUUCUGUUGAAUAUGACCCAUAACUCAACAUUAGGGAGUUGAGAUAUUCAGUCAGUAGCGAUCUCAUCAAAUGGCAGAGUUAUUGUCCGAAUAUUUGAUUCAAUUAAUAUUUCAAAUAGUUAUUUUGGUUGUUUUUGCCACAUUUUCAUUAUCUCCCUCAUGACAUAAUUCAGUAAUUCCUUGUGUUAUUUUGUAGAACCUAUCAUUAUUAUGUAUUUGCUUAUUCUGAUUAAAGUUAGAAUCUGUUUGAUUAUAUAUCUCUGAAAAUAUAAUUACUGGUAUGUAGCAAUUUUUACAUAUUUUGCCUAUAUUUUAUUACAUUUUUUAAUAUGAUUUUUGUGCAUGGCACAACUUUUCAAGUUUUACUAUCUGUAUGUUUACACAUCUAGACAUAUUCUAUUUUUAUUCAUUUGUGAAUGUUUGCACUGUUUUCUUUUUAUAUUCAAUUAUAUUACUCAAUAAGCAAUUUAUAUGUCUGUGUCUUUCGUUAUAAAUAGUUAAAUUACUAAGGGUGCAGAGACAAAUCAACAGAUAAAACCUAAUUACUCCCCUUUCCUCGGAAUGUUUUAUAUGCCAACAUUUCAUGUGGGAGUGUAUUGUCGAAACUCCUGUCCGUCUGUCAACAACUCUCAUAAAGCUCUUUGAUAUAUUUUUUUUUUAUCAAAUUUGAUUUGUUAAGGAGGGUUCCUUUCAUAAUUCAAAUUUUUUUGAAGUUCCAUCCGCUGUCACCGAAUGCUUGUAAAUCUACAGGGUUAUUGAGAUUACGUUUUUUGGACAUACUGGGAUUAUUCUGCUAGUCCAAUCUCAGCCUUUAAUUUUAUGCCACAUUUCAAAAAGCUGAUGGUUAUAUAUGCAAACUAUUUAAUCAACCAUGUUCAUACAUGUACAGAUCUAUUUAUAUUAAGUUGUUGUAUUACAAAUAUAUGAAUUAUUUUUAAUUUAAGUCUGUCGACAGACAUAAUAUAAAUAAUUAUAAUUGUCCAUGUUCUAUACAAAUACUCAAGCUUGAUGUUGAACACAGGUUCAAACAUUGUAGUUGUCAGCAGCCAUAUUGUUAAUAAAACUUAAUAAUAGCCUACAAAUUGAGUCUAUAGGGUUGCUUAUUACCAAAGAGAAAUUGUGUGUCAGCGGGGUGUUCUCACUUUCCCAGCAGCUAUUGUUUACCAGGUAAAAUCAUUGGACCAGUACUAAUUGGGGUAACAAUGGUGUUAAAACUAUAGUCUUUUUUUUUUCAUAUCAAUAUUAACCACUUCACAUAAAAGUUAUUUUAUUAACAAAUUUAGCAUGUACAUAUAUAUUUUUCAUAUCAAUAUUAACUACAUACAAGUUAUUUUGUUAACAAAUUUAGUAUUGUACAUGUAUAUUUAAAAUCCGACUAAAUGUGAUAUCGAAUUUCCGUAUUCAUAUAAAGUCGUCAAACCAGUUAAUAAUCUUUGUUUUUCAUCAUGUAUUCUUCUGUUUAAUUCUAUGUAUUUUCUUUUCUUUGGACGUGAAACGCGUCCAUUUCCAUAUUGUAAAAUUUGUAUCUCUGUGUAACCCUGUUCUAUGAAUCUAAAAAUAUUCGGAUGGUUUGACGAUACUUUCUUUAACUUUGAAUGCCAACCUUCAAAAUUGUUGGUUGUUCUUGCACCUUCAGUAUAGAAAUGGUUCCAUAAACUUAUAUCUACACCUUCGACCCACUGUUCUGUAAUAUAGUCUGCCAAUUCGCGAACCCCAGGAAUAUCCAUAUCCACAUCUUCUAAGGAGUAAAACCAAAAGUCUUUAAUAUCACCAGGUUUUAUAAGGGCUAACACGGCCGCUCGUUUCACAAAACUAGUCACAGAAUUGUUCUCACCAUACAGUUUCUGCAAACCAUGUUUCUGGGCAUUUCUCCAGAUAGACUGUCGGAAAUGGAACAUACAACCUUUAAGGGUGCAGUUAAAUUCUAGACGAACUGCAUUCUGUGCUGCUACUUCGAAGUCUGUGAAGAUGGUAGUUGGUUGUAGGUUUAAAUUUAAUGAAUUGGAUUUCUCUUUCAGUAUCUGGAAAAGUUUUUGGUAUGUUGACUGUCUUUUAUCUGGCAUAAGGGCGUAUACCAACAGAAACAUCUUGAUACCAAUAAAAGCAUGGAUAGUGUAUAGUUGAUAAUAAAGGGUUGGACAAAUAGCGAAGGUUCCGUCGCAGAAUAGGAUAUUGGCUGCUGCUAGUUGGUAGAGAUUUUCUUGGGUGCAGAAUACUAACAUCUUAUUCUGGUAUUCUGCAUGAAGUAAGAAGUUUUCACCAUUUUUUGUUUCUUUAUAACAUUGAGGCAGUUCUACAUCACAUCGGUUCUUUGGUAUAGUUGGUAAAUUUUGGGAUAUGGCUCGAUAUAACAUGGAAUGUGCACUGUAAAAAGUUUGUAGAAACUUUACAGUCAUCUGCUUCUGAAACUCGUAAAUCUGAAAAAAUAUCAAAAAUUGAAAACUAUUAUAUUAUAUAUAUCUAUUGUCAAUAUUUACUAAAUUUCUUGGUAUAUAUAGUGGAGUAGUUGAUUUUAGUUGGGGUUUUUUUUUCAAAUGUUGAUUUAUUUCACUUACUGUUAAUUUCUUCUUGGUAAACUGCUGGAAUUGGCUUAGCAUCUGCUUUAACCGAUUCUUUCAUUGCUGUAAAAAACAUGUCAACUUUUAAUUUGGUUGGAUCAGCUUGAUGAUUAUGGAUGUUUCUGUGGGUAGUAACCAGGUCAUUCCUGGUAUUGCAAGUAGCAGGGCAUUCACGAACAGUACACCUCCAGUGAAUGGUGGCUCCUCUUCUUGUCUUAACAUUAAACUUAUAAUUAUCAUAAACUAGGCUUCGAGUACCUCUCGAGUUUGGAAUGAAUCUAACAUACAAUUUGAACUUUCAACUAUUUAAUAAACUUUUAUCAUAAACAGUGUUCAUCGUAAUUAAGUAUAAAAUUAAACUGACAUAUGAACAAAAAAUCAGACUGUGAUUUAUAGUUCACACAUGUCAUAGGUUAAAUUGAACUGUUCAUGCAAUAAUUAAAACAGAGUAUAUAACUCAGUAAUCUAUAACUAAUCCCUAAUCCGCCUAAUUAGUAGGGUUAAUCUGCUGGGAAAGUGAGCACAAACCUUGUCAGCAUUAGCAAUGGUGUUCUUCCAAAUAAGAGAACUUGUUUAGCAAACGUAAUUAACCAUAUGUCUUUGUUAAAAUAUAUGGUGUAGAAAUAACCUCCAUCAUUGUAUACCAUGAACUCUGUAUAUAAAUUAUUAGUAUAUUUGUUUAAGACACAUAAAGAAGGCAAAAUUUGGGAUCAGUGCAGUAUAAUGUCAAAUUCAAUAACAGAAUUGAUUGAUUUGAAUAAUAUUUGGUUUUAAACUUUAUAUUUAAAUUUUAUUCUGUCAUAUUGUUUUGGUUUGAUAGAGAUAUGGAUUUUAACAGUUUCAAUUUACACUGCCAAAAUAUUGACCAAAUGUACAUGUAAUUGUGUACUUGGUCCCAAAGAACAAAACCUUUAAGAUAUGGAUGGAGCAGUUUAAAAUAAAAACAAAACAGAUGGAAUUUAACUAAUUCUACAGGACUGGAAAUUUAAAGGAGAUCCCUAAUGAUUGAUGAAUACAUGUUAAUACUGUUCUGAAUCUUCAGCACAUGCACGAAAGGGUUGACAACUUGGCUAAAUGUUUACAUCAUGUGGUUUGUUAGACAGUUGGAAAUGGAGAGAUAUUUUGUCUUCCCCCUUAUAUCUAGUCUCACUUGUCUCGUAAAGACUUUUUCUCUGUCAACUUGACAUGACUUUUGAAGUUGAAAUAUAUGCUAUAUAUCUAAUUAUUGUAAUGAAGCCUGCGACGUUUAAGAUGUAUAAUCAUGUUUCAAAUUAUGUUUAUUUUGAUUACCUCUAAGAUAUUUUUAAAGAUAUUUAUAUUUAUGAAAGUUAUAUUUUUCUUAUGACUAAAUUCUGUUUAUUGAUAAACAGGAAUACAAUUUGAAUUGAAACAAAUUUACCUUCAGAUGGUAUUAGCCUAAUUUAGAUUUUAAAAUUUAUGAUUAAAAUAUAAUCAACUGAUUUAUAAAAUCUUGUUGAAUUAUGUUCAAAUAUUUUAAGGAAUCUUUCUUGAUAUUAAUGUGAAUUUUAUAUUAGAUUAAUUAGUUUUGUGGAAUUGGGCUUUUUUUUAAAUUGUUUGAUUUUAUUUUGUAGUAAUGGAAUGUAACCUAAGUUGUUAUAAGAUAUACUAGAAUUUAUCAAAUUGUACAUAUGACAUAAUAGAAUAGAUUUUUUGUUUCUGUUUUUUUUUUUCUUUUUUUUUAAUAAACACUAUUUUAUUGAAUUUUAGGAUUGGGAAACAGGCAAAGCCUAUAUAAUCCUUCUCCCCAAAUUUGAGCAAACCCAACAAUUAUUAAAGAGGCAUUAUCACUUCCACCAAAUUUUGCUGACAAUUAAAAAUGAACAUGCCUUAUGUAACUGUGUAGUCAGUCCUAUCACCUUAAAUGGAAAAUCAUUUUUUAACUAAUUGCUAAUGUCUCUCUGAUAAUAGUUAUUAUUAUUGUUCGAUUUAUAUAGCGCUUCAUUACACGUGAAGUGUUUGUGUAUUUGUAUUGCAUAUUCUAGGAGUAACCUUGCCAUAUCAUUGAACUAUAAUAUGAAUCUAAAUUAUGGAAUCAGUGUUCAAGAUAAUUUUUAUAGUCAUCCGAUUUCAAUGUUGUCUUACAUCCACCAGAUCCCAGAUAAGUUGACGAAUAACAUUGUUAUUGUUCAUUAAAGUCUGUGAACAUAUUUCAGCGUAUUGUAAGGAUACAUGAAUAGUUGCCAAAUUAGUAAUUGUCCCUGAGAUCUUGGCCGCAAUCAAACUUGAAUGCAAUUCAUAAACAAUUUUCGAAGCUAUUGCUUAGCCAAAGUAUAUAAAAAUUAGCUUUGUUUCUCAUUUGAUUAUAAUCGCUAUAUCGCUAUAAAUCCAUGGGAUUCUUGAAGUUAACUAUACUCGUGAAUUACCUGCAGAGUGAUUACCCUUAACAAAAAUAGUUAUGGAACGCAAUAUUUAUUCAAUUCACUCUUGUUAAUAUACUUGUUUUCAGCAUAAAAACUAAUAAAUACUUGAUAUUUGUUUAUUUUGUGCAAUGUCUAUUUUCUGUCUUGUCCGCAGGUUUAUCUUGUAGAUUUUUGUUUUGCGUGUAGUGCGGUCCUCCUGCACUUACUAUUAAGAGUAUUCAAUUGACUGGUGCAAUUUCCUAAACCUCCAAGAGGUCAUUUUGAAGUUACUUCUGGUGGCAGUAAUUUUGUAAAGAAAAUGAAUUAACAUAAUUUGAGAAACAAUAUUGUAAUGUAUUUAAAGAAUUGGUGUCUUAUUUCUGGUCUUAUUUACUAUGUUAUUCAUAAUAUUCAUCAUUUAUGUUCAUUUUGUCCACCUCGACAAAAAAAAUUAAUAAUGAUUUUUGCAUGUAUUUUGAUAACCAUCCUAUCUUAUCGCAAUUAAACAAAGUUUACACAAAUAAUUUU
Messenger RNA from Patella vulgata (common limpet), 10193 nucleotides. Its product is annotated as ceramide synthase 6. Gene Ontology annotation, molecular function: sphingosine N-acyltransferase activity; DNA binding. The record is from RefSeq and is a predicted model, not a curated record. The coding region runs from base 1 to 1188 and encodes 395 amino acids. Gene Ontology annotation, cellular component: membrane. The transcript is spliced from 10 exons. NCBI's taxonomy places the organism in Eukaryota, Metazoa, Mollusca, Gastropoda, Patellidae. Gene Ontology annotation, biological process: ceramide biosynthetic process.